UAUCACUUAGUCUUUCUUCUUUCUGGUAAUAUAAUACUGAGCAACGUUUUAGAUACUGAAUUUAAUGUAGGAACUAUUAAGUUUGUAUACAGAUACACAAUCAUGUGCUGUUAUGUUAUUGUAACCGUUCGAAGUAUGUUGUGGAGUUUACUAAGCAUAACUGCAUGCUUAACUGAGCUAGCAGCCUUCAUGAGCGCCCACUGGCUUAUAACAUCUGAAAUGAAAAUUCCUGACAGCAACUCAACACAUGUUAAUGGAUUAUCAAGUGAAACAACAAUGAUUCGCACAAUUGGUCUUUUUCUUCGUUGCCAGCAAGUUGGAAAUGAUGAUUUUAUAAGAAUGUCAGAUAACUGCCGUGUGUAUGCUCACUCCAUUGGGGAAAUUGCUUCACCUUUUUGGACUGCAACCUGUAUAUUCAUGGCCACAGCAAUACUGUUCCUGUUGGUAGUUGCCUUGUUUUCAGUGUGGGCUUUGUGCUUUCGCAAUCUGGGAAGGAAAAGCAUAUUCAGUAUAUCAGGAAUUCUCCAAGCCAUAGCAGGACUGUUGUUAAUAUUUUCACUUGUCCUGUUUCCUGCUGGUUGGGGUUCGGAGAGAGUUCAAUUUGAUUGUGGAGCCCACACUGGUGCCUUUAAUCUUGGAACAUGUCACAUUGGAUGGGCAUACUAUGCUGCAAUGUUUGGUACCCUGUUAUCUUUCUUUUGUGCUGUGAUGUCCAACCAAGCUGAAGCAUCCACUGGAAGUGAACGUGUUGAAAACGACAUUAUAGAUGGCAAGAAUCCGGUUUGUGCAUUGUAGAGUUCCAUCUCUGGGCCAAAGUAUAGAUUCGACACACUGUAACAGCAAACGGUGCUUCCAGACUAAGUUGGUGUCCCAGUGCUUCCACUAUUUUUUUUAAACAAAUAAUUGUGUAAAUUCUUUAGUAAGUUUAGUGAAUCGCCACUAAGUCAUGUUUGUUUAUUCAAGUAUUGUCCUGCCUUGGUAUAACAUAGCAUAGAAAUUCUUUUAAAUGUGCAAUUAUGUUCCAUUAACUAAAAAAACACGGUACCAGUUUAAAGGAAUUGAGACUUAGGUACGCCUAGUCCUGGUUAAUCAAUCUAUGCAGGUUCGCCACCAUUCCACUACAUUCUUAAGUCAACAUGCCACAAUCGUUUGACAAGCCGUAAGCUUAAGUAGCUAAGUUCCUCGUGCCAAGUGCUAUUUGGCAUAUUAAACUCUCAUAUCGCGUACUGAACCAACAAACAAUUGUGCUACGUGAUCAACUUGAACUUAAUCGGUGAAAGAAUAACUAAAAUAUGCGUUAAGUACACUUAUGUAAGUCUGUAGUAUUUCACUCGCAAUCUGAACAUUAAACGUCAUUGCAUUUAAUCGCUUUGCUGCCAUUGCAUAACUUUUUAAACUUUAAGCGUAGCCUUAAAUUUAAAUUUGUCCAUCGCGCCGCCGGCAAAUAUUUCGUGGAUUUAGCAGGCGCUAACAGAACACGACGGUACAUGAUCAUGUUGUUGUUUUAUACUGUUUCGCUGAAACACGUAAACGAUCGUAUAUUUUCCAAUGGCGAACAGACGUCGCCUGUCCAGUACACAUCCUAUACGAACGGCCGAGAUAUGUUAUUAAAGUGUAACUGCUGUUUAAGCGUCGGUUGCCCAAGACACCCGAAAAUUAUCCAAAAUUUCUUAACCCGGGUAAAUCGAAAUCAACGUUUGCUUGGCCACCUGUCGUCAUAAAGAGCCAAUCUCAUGGUACAGAUUUCCCGUCAAUCACGCAAUCCUCGGUUUAACUAUUAUCGUUGUGUCGCAUUCUCGUGCUUCCCGCGGGACCGUUUAUUUAGAUCAUUUUUUAAGGACGCUUGAACAAUUGAUCGCCACAAGUCCCCACGGGAGCUAAUCUUUAACACAAAACCUCCAUCUUACGAAUCGCGUGAUCACCUUUGCAAAACAUGUUUACGGCUUCUCUGGAAGGCGAAAUCAGUCACUAUUAGUUACCAUGGUGGUAACUCGCCUUAACAUUGCAGCACCGCCCAAGUAUAUCACUUUGUAAUCAAAUCAUAUUCCUUCUUAUUAAUAAUUCAUGCCUAAGCCGUACAAACCGCCAUAUACAUAUCGCGUAGUCGUAAAGGUCUAUUUGGUUAACUGAGUUUCUAUCGACCCCACAUUUACUUUUGUUUGGCUUAAAUUUCUAUCAUUCUAUGUGUAUUGUUUUGUGCAAUUGAAAAAGUAUUAAGUUUCUUUUCUAUUUAUUCGGUAUGGCCCAUUGUUGUUUGAAACCAGGUCAUGUUUUCCUACGUGCCAAAAUUUCAAACACUCCUUUAUACGUCAUAAGCUUCUCGGCUUAUGGGCCUGCCAACUAUUGUGUAUUCUCAAGAAAUUACGUAACAACAUAGAAAUGUACCAACUUAGUCACAAAUUUUGGGGGAAAUCUAAAAGUACGAACGUUCCUCUAUGUGUGGUUGGUAUGUGUUAUAUCGGGUAGCUAUUUCGCCAUCUCGCUUACAUACAAUAGCAAAACCACUGUACAUUAUAUUUUAAUUCGUUAUGUGCUAUGAGUCAUACGCAAUAUGUAGUUAUUCACCGUGUGUUCCAAAUAAAUGUAAAGUACCCACAAAUA
Messenger RNA from Ciona intestinalis (vase tunicate), 2601 nucleotides. Its product is annotated as LHFPL tetraspan subfamily member 2a protein-like. The record is from RefSeq and is a predicted model, not a curated record. Gene Ontology annotation, cellular component: membrane. Lineage: Eukaryota; Metazoa; Chordata; Ascidiacea; Phlebobranchia; Cionidae.